GCUCAUAAAAGCCUCAGUGUUGUUGUAAAAGCCAACAUUGUUGUCACGCCUGUUCACCGGUGGGGAAACUGAGGCUCGGCACAGUGAGCCUCAGGGUCCCCCCACGGGGGUCCCAGGCCCAUCUUUUCCCUGUGCCCCCUGCCACGCCUGGCCCCGAGCCCCAGGCGGCGUGAUCCCGGCGUGGCUGGGCCGGACGUUCGCCUGAUGCAACCGUCGCGCCACCGCGGGGCCUUGCACAACGCGGGCGCCCAGCUGGCCGGUUAACGAUUGACCGGGGCCAGUGGGCGGGCGGGACCAUAAAAGGCAGCGGCGGCGGCACCGCGCUACGCACCAUGCCACUGCUUGCUCUGUGCCUGCUGUGGGCCCUGGCGCCGGUGGCCCGGCCUGCCCCCGCGGCCCCGGAGGGCAGCCUGGAGCCCGCAGAGCACGAGGAGCUGACCCUCCUCUUCCACGGGACCCUGCAGCUGAGCCAGGCCCUCAAUGGCGUGUACAGGGCCACGGAGGCACGGCUGACGGAGGCCGGGCGCAACCUGGGCCUCUAUGGCUACACACUGGGACUCCUCGGGCAGGACAUCAGCCGGGGCCGGGAUGCAGCCCAGGAACUGCGAGCAAGCCUGUUGCAGACACAGGCGGAAGAGGAAAUCCUACAGCUGCACGCAGAGGCCACGGCCCAGGUGUUGGGGGAGGUGGCCCAGGAACAGCAGCUGCUGUGGGACAAUGUGCGGCAGCUAGAAGUGCAGCUGAGGGGUGCCGGGCUGGGCCGUGCCCGUCAAGAAUUUGAGGCCUUAAAGGCUCACGCUGACAAGCAGAGCCACGUGGUGUGGGCCCUAACGGGCCACGUGCAGCGGCAGAGGCGGGAGAUGGCAGCGCAGCAGCACCGGCUGCGGAAGAUCCAGGAGAGACUCCACACGGCGGCGCUGCCGGCUUGACCCUGCCUGCACGGAACUCAGGACCAGUCACGCAAGGGACACUUCCACGCCCCAAGAGGCCCCGCGCCGAGAGGAGCUGCCUGUCCCCGGGGACGGCGGGGGUGGCCCCGCUUCCAGGCUUCCAGGCACGGAGCAGAGGCAGAAGCAGGCGGGCGGAGGCGGCCGGCGGGCCCGCUGGGGCGGCGUGGAGCAAGGACGGAGGCCACGAGCCCCUUCACGCCCUCCGAUAAUUAAACCAGAGCAGUGAGUCGCA
Molecule: messenger RNA, 1182 nt
Organism: Microcebus murinus (gray mouse lemur)
Lineage: Eukaryota; Metazoa; Chordata; Mammalia; Primates; Cheirogaleidae
Source: RefSeq, a predicted model, not a curated record